Molecule: messenger RNA, 577 nt
Organism: Copidosoma floridanum
Lineage: Eukaryota; Metazoa; Arthropoda; Insecta; Hymenoptera; Encyrtidae
Gene: Nup160
Product: nuclear pore complex protein Nup160
Cellular component (GO): nuclear pore
Molecular function (GO): structural constituent of nuclear pore
Source: RefSeq, a predicted model, not a curated record
AAAAGGAAUGUAACUGAGUUACUACGUUUAAAGUUACAAAUGGGAAGAUUGGAAGAAGCCACCGACCUUUCCUUAGACUACAUUCAAACACUUUUGUCUGGCAAAGGUCAUGAAUGCUUCGGAUUGUCUUCAACACUACUGAGUAAGUCUUCAUCAGUAUGUUUUCCCUAUAGUAUUAUAGAUGUCUUGUUAUCUCAGCUUCAACAAGCAAGUAAAAAGGAGGAAUCAUAUUGUCAGAUGUACCAUUCUCUACAAAAUGCUUUAAAAAAUUACUUAAGGACUGUGAAACAAGUAUCGGAGAACGUAGUUGCCAUAAAAAAUGGAAGAUCAUAAUUAGUUACUGCUUGAUAUUUUUAAGAUUUGACAAAGAAUUGCACGUUAAUCUAUGUCACAUUACAAUAGUAAACAAUAUAAGACAUAAUCACACAUAAUAUUAAAUAAAAUUUUAUUAUCUAAUCCUUAUAUAAAGGGCCUGAGACAACUUAGUAUUUUGUAUGAUUUAGAUAAAAAAUUGUGUAAGCACGUCGACAUUUGUAUCAAAAAUUUUGCAUCCUACUUUUGUAAGUAAGGGUAAACA